Molecule: messenger RNA, 1104 nt
Organism: Saxophila tyrrhenica
Lineage: Eukaryota; Fungi; Ascomycota; Dothideomycetes; Mycosphaerellales; Extremaceae
Exons: 1
Coding region: 1-1104 (367 amino acids)
Source: RefSeq, a predicted model, not a curated record
AUGUCCGCCGCGACCCGCCUGAAGGCGAUAGCAACCCUUGCGACCACCUCCUUCGCCAUCCUCGGAAUCUCCGCGCUACCCUCCGUACGCGACUUCAUCACGCGACAUCUCGGACCCAAUGGCUUGAAGAACGCCUACCGCGUCUUAGCCCUCAUCUUCGCGUUGCUCAACCUCAAGAAUCUGCCGGGCUUCUGGCAUCUUCGGGUACUAAGAGGGAUAUCGUACCAAUUGUACUUCCAGCCGACUGUACAAAAACCGAAACACCUGUUCGCGCCAAUGAUCACGAGCUCCUUCAACACCCUUUACGACUGCGACUACAAUUUCCACAAAUCGAAUAGCACAUACUUCGCCGACCUGGACGUUGCGCGAGCGAAUUUGAUGGGAUGCAUAAUACGGACGGGACUGGCAAGGCUGAAUCGAGGAGACGAGGAAGGAUUGCCCGAAGACACAACAGCAGCCAAAGGGACAUACGUUCUGGCACUCGGAGGCGUAAGUUGCUUCUUCCAGCGGCAGAUUGAGCCUUUGCAGCAAUUUGAGAUAUACACGAGACUGCUGGCGUGGGAUAGGAAAUGGAUAUACUGCGUCAGUCAUAUUGUGAAGAAGGGUGCGAUCAAGCCGGAUAGCUAUGCCCUGCAGCCUUGGAAGCGAGGUAGGAAGCAGGCUGCGGAGGCGAAGAAGGAGGACGAGGAUCUGACGAAGCAUAUCUUUGCCACGAGCGUGGCAAGGUACGUUUUCAAGAAAGGUCGGUUGACGAUUAACCCGGAGAUUGUGCUGGAGAGGUCACGCUUGCUGCCUCCUCGACCUGUGGGUGUGGGUUUGCCGCCGCGAACAGAGUCGGUUGCGCCAACUCCUGCGCCGGCUGCGGAGACACCUGCAAUGAACAGUGCGGCUGUCAGCCCUGAGGCUGUGGUGGCGGAGGUGAGCAGUAAGCUGGGCUCAGCUGCAGACGACACCCCUCGCCAGGAUGAGGAUUGGACGUGGAACGAUAUGGAGAACGAGCGCUUGCGCGGACUCGAGAUCGCUAGCCACUUCGACGCACUCGGCGCAGCGCAUGGAGAACUGCGAGCGGGCACGGUGUUGGGUCAGUACGGCGACUAUUGGUGA